AUGACUUUGUCUCGGUUACAACUAGUGCUGCUCUUCAUUGUCCUGAACUACCAUGUCGAUAGUCAGCAAGAAGUGCUUAUCGAGGAGUCGUUGGAAGUGGAGUCGGUGCAUGCGCCGACCGGUGGAAGCGUGGAGCUGCCCUGCGACAUCCACCCAGCAAUCGCCGAGGACAGGGUCGGACUCGUGAUCUGGUACAAGCAGGGUCACGAGACUCCAAUUUACUCGCUAGACAUCCGCGAAGGCGUCACCUCGCAUUGGUCCGACGCUUCAACCCUGGGCACGAGGGCAACCUUCCGGACUAAUGCCGCCCCAGCAGUUCUAGUCUUGACGAGAUUAAGGCCUGAAGAUAGCGGUCAGUACAGAUGUAGAGUGGACUUCAUAAAGUCACCGACGAAGAACACGAGACUCAACCUAACAGUGCUUAUACCGCCAGAGAGGCUGCUUAUACUGAACCAGGACGGUCAGGAAAUCGAGGGCGCUGUGCUGGGCCCUUACGACGAAGACACGCCGGUGAAUAUGACCUGUAUUGCUAUUGGCGGGCGUCCCACCCCAAGGGUCUCGUGGUGGAAGUCCCACUCGCUUCUGGACAACGCCGAGGGCAAAGCUACUGCCUCAUUUCACCUUCGAAGAACCGACUACGGCACUGAAAUCACAUGUCAGGCUGUGACGGAUCCUUCGAUAAAGCCCCUCACCCGCACGCUGUCCGUCGACAUGAACCUGCGGCCGCUGUGGGUGCGAAUAGACGGUGGUCCACGCCCCUUGGUGGCUGGGAGGGUUGCGUCUCUCAGCUGCCUGGCUGUGGGGGCUCGACCUUCGCCCACUCUCUCCUGGUGGAAGGGCCAGGUCAAGCUGAACACCGUCGCGCACUCGACUUCCUUGGACGGCAACGUGACCAGCAGCGUGCUGACAUUCUCGCCGAAGAUCGAAGACAGUGGGAGAGUGCUGUCUUGCAGAGCGGUGCAGCCAACGCUGGUUCACUCCACGCGAGAGGACGGCUGGACUAUGGAGAUAGAGUAUCUGCCCAUCGUGAAGCUGAGCUUCGGCGCCAACAUCGAUCCCGAUAAAGUGGUCGAAGGCUCCGACGUGUAUAUGGAAUGCGAAGUGCGCGCCAACCCGCCCCACACUGGCGUCGUGUUCACGCACAACGACGCGCCAGUACGGGGCGGUGCCGGCGUGGUGGUGGCCAACCAGAGCCUGGUGCUGCAGAAGGUGUCCAGGCGGACUGGUGGGACUUACAGCUGUGGGGCGAGAAGCCGCUUGGGUCAAACCACCAGUGCGCCCCUGACCCUCGACGUGAAAUAUGUACCAACGUGCAAAUAUGAAGAGACGACAUUCGUCCGCGCCGCUAGAGGGGAGAUAGUGGAAAUAAGAUGCGAAUUGGACGCGAAUCCCAAGAAACCGAUGGCCUAUCGUUGGUGGUUCAACAGCUCUACUCAUAACAGACGGGAGUUAAAGUCUUCUGCGCAUCACACCGCCUACGACGAACUCGGUACCAUCCAGUAUGUGAUAAACAGCUCUGACGAUUACGGAUGGGUGCAAUGUUUGGGAUUCAAUCCCGUGGGAGGGCAAAUACAGCCGUGCCUGUUUCAAAUUCUGCCUGCGGAGAAGCCGUCGAGCCCGAAGAGUUGCGAGGUGACCAACGUCACUUUCGACUCGCUGGCCGUGAGUUGCGUUCCAGGCUACGACGGGGGGCUGCAACAGACUUUUCAGUUGGAAGUUUACGAGGCGGAGUCCGGCGCCUUGCUGCGCAAUCUAAGCGGGCAUUCCGCUCGCUUCGCGGCCAGCGCUUUAACAGCGCGCGCACUCGUUCUGCGCGUGCGCGCUGCCAACGCGAAGGGCGCCAGCGACGCGUUGCUGCUCAACUGCCGCCUUCCUGCCCACCCCGAGCGGAGGACGGCGGCGGGGCCAGUGAGGGUGGAGCUGACGACGCUGCUGGUGACCGUGCUGGUGGCGCUGGGCCUCCUGGCGGUCACCGUCGCGGUGUCCGCCACAAUGUGCUACUGCAAGUAUUGCAGCAAUGGCAGGGAAAACAAUGAAAAAACCAAGAAACCACAGGACGACACUUCCGACGUGCUAUUGGCGAGUUUGAAGAAGACUGAUAGUAGCGAUAGUGUAGAUAAGAACCCGGACAUAAUACCGAUCAAGUCGAAGCUCGGCGACUGCCCGACGAACACCGCAGGCAAGUUGGGCCCAACAUUCGACGGACACGGCGCGGCGUCCGACGGCCAAUACGAGCGCCGGUACACGCCGGUGCGUUUCCAACGUUUGCCGCAAACGGCCAACGUUGGCGCCAACGCGGCCUGGCAGCCGUGCGACGCCGUGUACGAGGACUGGCUGAGAUACAAGAACGCGUUGCCUCUGGACACCAGCGAUUUGCUCCCACUAGAGCAGCUGAGACCUGCGGACGCCUUCGCUUCUCGUCGCGUUAACACCCUCAGGUAUUACGCCCCCGCCUUCCCCGAUGAAAGGGUGAGCGUCAGAAACAACGGCGUAUUUUACAACAAGCCGUUGUCCGACCACGGCACUCCAACUCGGUCGAAAUUCAGCCCAACCUCCCCGCUCUGCGAACGGUACAGGAACCGUUCUGAACAAAUUCACAGAGCAAUAUCCGGCGAACCAGAUACGGUGGUGAAUAAA
Molecule: messenger RNA, 2637 nt
Organism: Iphiclides podalirius (scarce swallowtail)
Lineage: Eukaryota; Metazoa; Arthropoda; Insecta; Lepidoptera; Papilionidae
Source: the annotation of a GenBank genome assembly